Molecule: messenger RNA, 726 nt
Organism: Caenorhabditis angaria
Lineage: Eukaryota; Metazoa; Nematoda; Chromadorea; Rhabditida; Rhabditidae
Source: the annotation of a GenBank genome assembly
AUGUUCUUCUUUGCUCUUUUCACUUUCACAAUUUCUACUGUUUCGGCUUGUUCGGAUCUAGUUAAUUAUGCAACAGGAGUGUCUGAUUGUGCCAGUAGAGCAUAUUUAUGUAAUCAAGCUGCCUACUACACUUUGAUGACUACACAAUGUCCAGUUACUUGUGGGAGAUGUUCAAGUAACACCACAUCAUAUUCCACUUCGUGUGUUGAUUUGACAAACCCAUACACUGGAGUUUCUGACUGCUCAAGCAGAGCAUAUUUAUGUAAUCAAGCUGCCUACUAUACACUUUGAUGACAACACAAUGUCCAGCAACUUGUGGAAGAUGUUCAUCAGCUACUACUGGUGAGUAAAAAUUUUGAAAAAAAAAAAUUAAACCAUAUUUCUCAACAAAAAAACUAUAUUUCAGUGACCUCCUCUUCAUCAACUUCAUGUACUGAUCUUACCAAUCCAUAUACAGGAGUAUCAGAUUGUUCAAGCCGUGCCUAUCUCUGUAAUAAUUCCUUAUAUUAUUCAUUAAUGACAACACAAUGUCCAGCAACAUGUGGAAGAUGUUCAACAGCUUCAACUUCAUCAACAACAACUUCAACAUCUACAACUUGUGCUGAUCUUACAAAUCCAUCAACUGGUAUUUCCGAUUGUCCAAAUCGUGUUGCCUAUUGUACAAAUGCUGUCUACCUUUCAUUAAUGCAAGUUCAAUGCAGAAAAACUUGCGGAUUCUGCACAUAA